Messenger RNA from Pectinophora gossypiella (pink bollworm), 2803 nucleotides. It is a transcript of the gene Fbxl4, whose product is annotated as F-box/LRR-repeat protein 4. Gene Ontology annotation, cellular component: SCF ubiquitin ligase complex. Lineage: Eukaryota; Metazoa; Arthropoda; Insecta; Lepidoptera; Gelechiidae. Gene Ontology annotation, biological process: SCF-dependent proteasomal ubiquitin-dependent protein catabolic process. The coding region runs from base 110 to 1960 and encodes 616 amino acids. The transcript is spliced from 13 exons. The record is from RefSeq and is a predicted model, not a curated record. Gene Ontology annotation, molecular function: protein binding.
CAAACAAUUUCAUAUUGUCAAAAGUUGCGAGCGAACGUGAUCGUAUCCUCUUUGUUUAUUUAAAUAUUUACUUUUAUAUUCGCGGACAGUAAUAUUUCUGAUUGGUACAAUGCAAAGCGCGUCAGAUGUGAUAUCGUCCUUGUUCUUUUUCAAAGAAGAUGGGUCUGAUGAAGAGAUAGUGAGAGAGCCACAAAUAAUCGAGCAAUUCGUGCAAAAUGUAGAGGAUUUUAGUUCUCAGUAUGGGAGCGAAAUAAGUGUUUCCUAUACAGCGUUUAAUCUUCGAGGCCCUCCUUCCAACUUUCCUGAUUAUGGAGACUACCCCCAGGCUUUUGUAAUGAGGACAUACGGAACCUGGUGGGAAGAGGCGCCAUCGGCCCAGGAGGACUACAUGCCACAGAACAGCAGCUCAAUAGGCAGCCAAGAUUUCGUGGAAGUGUCAUUUGAAAGGGCCGUGUACCCUAUGGAGGUGUCGGUGUUCGAGACGUACAACCCGGGGGCCUUGAUCCGCAUUUGGGCGUGGGGGCCCAAAUCCUGGGUUCUCCUGUGGGAGGGCGAACCGGAAUACGUCGGAGACACCCCCCGGAUCUUCAGCCCCCCUAUACGCGAGAUGAAUUUUCCUUCUAGGGUUUUAAGACUAGAGUUCAACCACAGGCUAUUGCCAUACUAUACAGAGCUGGACGCGGUACUGCUAAAAGGAAAGGAGCCAGCGAGUGUGGUCAGAAUAAAGAACACAUUCAGUUACUCCACGCUCUUCAUCCCGAAGACUCCACCUAUUGUUGAAAAAGGUCAACUUCUGAACAGGAUACUAGCAUCAAACUUACACCAAUCAAUCGUGAUCCCGAAUAACAACUGUGUUAAACAGAAACAAAUUGACACCGGACCCCCGCUUGGUGACUUCCAUCGUUUGCCUGACGAGACGAUCCUCUGCGUGAUGAAGUACUUAGACAUGCAGUCUCUAUGCCGCUGCGCUCAGGUCAACAGACACUUCAACAGGCUCGCCUCGGACGCCAUACUGUAUCGCAGCAUCGACCUCCGGCCGUACUGGCAUUGCGUGCAAUCACAGGUCCUAGUGACUUUGUCGAUGCGCUGCAAGUUCCUACAAAAGUUGGACCUGUCGUGGUGUGGGAGUCACCGUAUGAUAAAAUCUCUGUACGUCGUUAAUUUCCUAAAAGACAGCGGUGCGGAACUGACGCAUCUGCGAAUGAAUUGCUGCAAAUUCGUCGACAACUCCGUUCUUAAAACUAUUGUUGACACCUGUUCGGGUUUACAAGAACUGUGUCUCCGCUCAGUGGUAGGGUGUUCGGAGUGGGGUUGCUUAGCGGCCCUGAAGCGGCUCAAGCGGCUGGAUCUGUACAGGACCGACAUCACCACACUAGCAACCGUCUCCAUCAUCAGGGCUAACCCUGGUUUACAACAUCUUAAUGUUGGUUCCUGUAAGAUGAUAUCAGCAAUGGACGAGGUGGCGAUAGCACUAGGCACUAACUGCCCUAACCUCAUAUCUGUGGACUUUUGGAAGUCCUACUCUCUGACGCCGAACGGUAUCCGCGCGCUACACAACUGUAGGAAACUGCAGGAAUUGGAUGUAGGCUGGUGUCUUCAAGCGGGAGGUUCAGGCGAGUGGUUAUCGUGGCUAAGCGGCGGCGAGCUUCGGAAGCUGUUCCUUGGAGCGCUGCGCGGUGUGUGUGACCGCGACCUGCGCGCGUUGCUACCGCGCAUGCCUAGACUGUCUCAACUAGACCUGCUGGGCGUACGCGCUGUUACCCCUGAUAUUUGUGAAGCAAUCUUAGCAGAAUGCAAAGACCUCAGACUCCUAGACGUCAGCUUCUGUGAUCAGAUUCAGGAAUCUCAGGUUCUGGAAUGGCGCGAGCACUACCCACAUGUGAGCAUUAAACGUUCAUUCCAGUCAGCCAACCUAAACGCAGCUCCCAACGCCCUCUUCCUGGCGCCGAGCUUAGAAUAAACAAUAUACGAUUUAUAAAUUGACAGGUACGCAUUGAUAUAUAACUACCGUAAAUUGGACAUGAGCGAUCAAAAAGUGGGACGAAAAGUUAGAGCAGAAAUGGCGAUGCAUGCUCUUCUAUUCCGCAGUGCGCGAUUAGGCACCGACCUGGUAAUAUGUAGAUUUGUAUAACUCGACUGCGUUAAGAACCACAACGCGCUUUAGAUGUUAACGACGACGACCGUACCUACGUAAUUUAUGACGAUUUUAUUGACUCUAUAUAUUGCUACGUAUGAAUGUAUAGCUAUGUUAGCGUCAAGUUUUCGUCGUAUUUUUGUAUGACGCGCUUUAUGUACGGUACUUAUGUAUCAAUGAUGUAAUGUACCUAACACUACAUUAUGUAAAGUAGAUGUAGUCUUAGAAUUUGUUCUAUAGCGGGUAUUCCACCAUAAUGGAUAGAUAAUAGGUGCGAUGUUCAUCUAUCACCCAGUUCAUGAUAACAAUUUUAAGACUUCGUAUCAAAAGUGACUGUAAAUUAUCUUUUAAUUUGUGCCCGCCCAAGUCAAUUAGGAAACACGGGCGUGAAUUUAGAUAUAAUACGUGUAAUUUCAAAGGUCAAUCUCAAAAGUAGACUGAAUAUCAAUUUUAUGGCACACCUUUAAAAAAUAAAGGAGCUUACAUUUGUUAUGAUAACUUAGAUAUUGUAGGUAUUUAUAUACUAUAUUUAUAUAUACUAUUUAUAAUAUAAGUGAGUCGCUUUUUACAAUGUUGUUAUGACGGCAUAAUAUAUGUAUACCUUAUAAUUAACGGACAUAAAAGUAAUAAGAUACUAACUACCCUUACUAAUAAAAGAAAGCUUCUUUU